This is a messenger RNA of Mobula hypostoma (lesser devil ray), 6994 nucleotides long. RefSeq names its product protein kinase C, zeta (gene prkcz). Gene Ontology annotation, biological process: protein phosphorylation. The transcript has 18 exons. Lineage: Eukaryota; Metazoa; Chordata; Chondrichthyes; Myliobatiformes; Myliobatidae. The record is from RefSeq and is a predicted model, not a curated record. Gene Ontology annotation, molecular function: protein serine/threonine kinase activity; ATP binding; protein binding. Gene Ontology annotation, cellular component: cytoplasm; nucleus. The coding region runs from base 370 to 2157 and encodes 595 amino acids.
GUCGGUUAACCUGCAACCGCCAUUUGUUUAGCGCGAGCGAGCGAUGCCGGCGGAGAUCCGGAGAGUUUCCCAGCAACAAGUUGGAGUGGGACGUACAUAGUCGGAGAAAAGUGCGAUUGCUGCUCAGAAAUUAUCAUCGAAGGGGAUUUCAUCCUCUCUCACUGAAAUAUCCCUGACUUAACACGGGCUCUGGGGGAAAAAAAAUCCUGCCUAUUUUCUUGAUCACCUUGGUGAAUUCUGAGCCGAAACUGGACGUUUGGCAGAAAUUAGCGAGGGGACGCUAGGUUUGGUGUAACUACUCUUCCCAACUUUACUACUCUUUCCCUGGUUUGCCCCGGAGCAGCAGGCUGGUAGAAUCUUGCCUGUGUCAUGCCGACGAGAGUGGAUGACACCAUGGAGUAUGGAACAGGUGACUCGAUCAAAGUGAAAGCUCACUACAAAGGGGAUAUACUCAUCACAAAUCUUGAUGCAGCAAUCAAUUAUGAAGGAAUGUGUUCUGAAGUAAGAGAUAUGUGCAAUUUGCAGCAGAAUCAGCCAAUUACACUGAAAUGGAUUGACAAUGAAGGAGACCCAUGCACAGUUUCUUCCCACAUGGAGCUGGAGGAAGCAUUUCGUCUAUAUAAUCAGAAUGGAGAAUCGCGCCUCAUUAUCCACGUAUUUCCCAGCAUUCCUGAAAAACCAGGCAUGCCAUGCCCAGGAGAGAACAAAUCAAUCUAUAGGCGUGGGGCAAGAAGAUGGCGGAAGCUCUACCGUGUGAAUGGACAUCUCUUCCAAGCCAAACGAUUUAACAGAAAGGCCUACUGUGGAUACUGCAGUGAAAGGAUAUGGGGUCUAAGCAGGCAGGGUUACAAGUGUAUCAACUGCAAGUUGUUGGUCCAUAAACGUUGCCACAGACUUGUUCCUUUGACCUGCCAAAGGCAUAUGGAUCCGGCCAUGCCUUCCCCGGAACCCCCAAUUGAAGACAAGCCUGAUGAAGUUGACAUCCCUUCAGAAGAUCCCGAUGGAAUUGUACCAUAUCUGCCACAUAAUCGGACUAAAUUAGACAAGGUCACAGAUGAUUCAGAGGAUCUCAAGCCUGUGGUUGAUGGUGUUGAUGGGAUCAAGAUUUCUUCAGUGCUGGGUUUGCAAGAUUUUGACCUAAUACGAGUUAUUGGACGUGGCAGCUAUGCUAAAGUUCUCCUUGUACGUUUGAAGAAAAAUGACUGUAUUUAUGCGAUGAAGGUUGUGAAGAAGGAGCUGGUCCACGAUGAUGAGGAUAUUGAUUGGGUACAGACAGAAAAACAUGUGUUUGAACAAGCCUCCAGUAACCCAUUUCUUGUUGGUCUUCACUCUUGUUUCCAAACAGAAAGCAGGUUGUUUUUGGUUAUAGAAUACGUCAAUGGCGGUGACCUCAUGUUUCAUAUGCAAAGGCAGAGAAAGCUUCCUGAAGAACAUGCCAGAUUUUAUGCUGCUGAAAUUUGUAUUGCUCUCAACUUUCUUCAUGACAAAGGAAUCAUAUACAGGGACUUGAAACUGGACAACGUUCUCUUGGAUUCUGAUGGCCACAUCAAGUUAACAGAUUAUGGAAUGUGCAAGGAAGGACUUGGACCUGGUGACACUACCAGUACUUUCUGUGGCACACCUAAUUAUAUAGCACCUGAGAUAUUGAGAGGAGAAGAGUAUGGUUUCAGUGUAGAUUGGUGGGCACUUGGUGUACUGAUGUUUGAAAUGAUGGCUGGAAGAUCCCCGUUUGACAUCAUCACUGACAAUCCAGACAUGAAUACCGAGGAUUAUCUGUUUCAAGUCAUUCUGGAGAAGCCCAUUCGAAUUCCUAGAUCACUUUCUGUAAAAGCUGCCAGUGUCCUGAAGGGAUUUCUAAAUAAGGAUCCUAAAGAGCGACUUGGGUGUCAAUCACAGACAGGGUUUGCUGACAUCCAGACUCAUACCUUUUUCCGCAGCAUAGACUGGGAUCUGUUGGAGAAGAAGCAGGUGACUCCUCCAUUUAAGCCACAGAUCACUGAUGAUUAUGGUUUGGAAAACUUUGACACUCAGUUUACAAGUGAACCUGUUCAGCUCACACCAGAUGAUGAAGACGUAAUAAAAAGAAUUGACCAGUCGGAAUUUGAGGGAUUUGAAUACAUUAACCCAUUACUGAUGUCAUCAGAGGAAACAGUGUGAACAAGUAGCAUCUGAAGGCGGGACUGUUUUACCUCAUUUGUUCAAAGGUCAGCUUCAGUAAACUUCAGACUCAAUUUUGACUUCUCAAGUUGGUGACUUCUUUCCUAACCUACCUGCAUGCAAGGUUGUGGAUCUGGUGCAAGAUUUCCAAGAGUACCGCAAACCAUGGUGACUGCUGCCUGAGUAACAAAAAUGAAGGCUGUUUUAAUGGUAGUGUUGUAUCAACAGCCACAGUUUCUCCUUAAAAACUGAACUUUGAUUCAACUGGCAUUUUAUUAAUGAAGGGAAGACUGCCUGACCCGUGCCUGCUUCCAUGAAGGAAUACUCCUUUUGUUCCCUCAAAAUAAGGAAUUAUAUGAUGGUUUCUAUGAAGGAACUUGGAGACACUGCACUUUCUCUCUCUCUUUAUAAGUAGAUAUUCAGAGGUUUGACCUCAAGAGAAGGAAUGUACUGUACUAUAUUAUUUAAGAACAGUAGUAUGGGUAUCUACACCUUUACCUGAGAUUGCCUUUUGACAACUGGCUAAUGUGAUUUACAAACCACUGGCUCUAACCAAUACAUAAGCAAUAAAGUACAAGAAAUCUGUGCUCUGUUGGUCAAUAAUGUACACUUGGAUUGAUCUUGGUUUAACAUUCUACAGUCAAGAUCUAGUCCAGUAAUACUUAAUUAACCAGUGAAUCACAGUUCUUGCUAAUUGCUGCUAUACUAUAUAAUGCCAUGGAACAACUGGAUUUAAAGAAUUAAAAAAGCUGUGUUUUUUACCAUAUUGAAUAUUGUGUAAUAUACACAGCUAGAUGCAAGUUAAUUUUUCAUGAUUAUUCACCAGGUUUUUUUUAACUACACUGUAGAUUGCAGCUAAAACUAAACUGUUUUUGGUUUCUUGCUAGACUUGCCCGAGUGUCCCCUGUUGAAAUUAAUUUUCAUUUACUUAUGAUAAAGAUAAUAGGAUUAUGGCUUGCAAAGAACAUAAUAUACUGUAAUAAUGUUUGUCCUUCUCCCAUAAGUGUACUAAAGUAGACAAAAGAUUUGUAUUUGUUAGAAAUGGUAACUUUGAUUAAUGCUGCAUUUAAAAGCUUCAAGUAGUGCAGACCAUCGUUUAACCCUUAAAUCAAAACUGAUUAAUGAAACUGGAUGGGCACUAGGAAGGUUAAUAAUCUGAACUCACUAAUUUCUAGAUAUCAAGCUAGUAACAAACCAGCAAUAAAAAGAUAUUUCAUUUUUGUAGCCAAUAUUUUAUUCAAAAUCCAUGAAGUUGCAUUUUUCCUCCCAAGUUUUUUUUGUCUACUCACAUUUCAAUACUACUUUCUCUUUAUUUUUUAAAACAGCUUCUAAUCCAGAAAUUAGUAAAUUCUGUAUGUAUGUGGAUUCCAAAGAUUUGUUUUGAGACAGUGAAGUGCCUAAAAUGUUCUCUGACUGGAUCAGGUAUUUCUUUUAAAAAUUAGUUAUAACCAAUCCAGGAUAAAAAAUCUACAGGGAUGUCAGAAAGAACAAUGUAUUAAAAUUAUCACAAUUCCACCAAUGUACAUAUAUAAUUCAUAAUUUAUAUUUAGAACAGUGCGAUCUGCUGCUUUCUAAAAGGAGGGGAGCAUGCCAGUCUCCAAAUCAUUUCUAUGAACAAAAGAUUAAUACUUUCAGGUCCAUGGCUUGCCAUUGCUCUGCUUCUAUGGUAAAAAUGUAAAAAAUCAAUUGAUAUAAUUAGUAAAUAAUGAUCAGCUUAAGCAUUGUGCUAUUAAAAUAUUUAAAUAAUUACUACACAAUGACUUAUAAAUCCAUAAUUUCUGCAGCUUUUUUUGGUGGUACCAUGAAUUGAUUUUAGACGAUUCAACCCUUACAACCACUUAAGUCCUGGAACAAUCUUUAUAAAAUUCUCCUUUUGUUAUUUUUUCUGUUAAUUAUGAGUUUGUAACAGUUAUAUCUUUAUGUAGGCUCAAGCAAACUUGAAACAUGAGAUCAUUACCAGAAACUGUAAUAAUAAAAUAUAUCAUCGUGCCUGCAAAAAAAUAAAUACAAACAUUUGUAAAUAAAUUAUGAUUUUGUCCCAUUCCACUCAUGAUAUUGCACAAUUUAGAUUAACUUUAAAUGUUGGAAAAUGUAUCAUUUGAAAAAAAAAUCCUUGAAACAUACAACAGAUCCAUAGGCAACUAAAGAUAAGAAACAGUACUAUUUUAUGAGAAAGGGCAAAGAUCCAUGUGUUAAAUGUACACCAUUUUUCUGGACCUGCUCAAUUUCAGUUUAUCUUCACAACUACAGAAUCCUGUUUAAGAAAGAAAAAGAUGUACAAAAAGCUGGCUGUAUGCCAGCCUGAGCACAGUUUGCUCAAAACUAGGUUUAUGGCAGGCAAAGGAAUUAAUUCACACACUCACCCACAUCCUUUAAUUUAAUCAGAAGAUCCAUGGCAUUAUAUAUACUGACUGGAACUGCACACAACUUAGCCAAUCAGAUUUUAACCAUCUGGUCUAUGACAUUACUGGAUAUUAGGCCGGCUGCCAAUUUUAGAAGUCUGUAUGCAAACUGACAUGUAAAGCAGUGGUUUCUUUCUGUUGCCAAAUACUCCGCCAUUUGCUAGUUCAUUCCUCUUCAUUUUUGCUAUGUGAACUGUGUGUGUGCAUCAUAGAGGUUGAUUAUAUUGUGCUGAGGGGGAAUUGUUUUUCAUUUGUUAAGUACUUUAUUUUAUUUCAAAAUUAUAAAGAAUGUCAUCUAAUUGUGCUAAUAUAAUGUUUCCAUGGUCAGGUUAAAUAGAUGUAUAUUCUCCAAAGGCAAUUCAGAAUAAGAAUGGGAUUGUAACCAGUGCUUGAUCAGUGCAAAUACUGGGAAGAGGUGUUAUAUCUAUCCUUGCUUCUCUUUUUAAUGUCUAUAAAUAUAAUAAUGAACAGAAGCACAGAGCCAUGUCUACUUGGGCUCCAAAUUGUAUGUCAAUUUUUCUUGAGAAACUGAUAAUGUUGGAAAAGCAUAGAAAGUUGUCAGCAUUUGAAAAAAAAUUGAGGUCAAUAUUUCUGGUAGGACCAGUCACCAAAACUGAUGAGCUGUACACAGAAUGAUUAUCUUUGGUGGUAAAGACCAGCUAUGGUAAUCCCAAUCAGGAAAAUGCAGAGGGCACAUACCAAGUAGUGGACUGGACCACAACUACCACAGCUUGGGCUCCCUGGUGUGUCAGUUUUUCAAACAUUUCCCAAACAGACUAAUUUUAUUCCAAACACUGUUCACUUGUCCUUCUGUGUACUUGUUUUCUAUCUGCCUGAGGAAAGUCAAAAUCGUUUCAAGUUCCGCCACAAAGUACAUUUUUUAUUUACCUCUCAGUUCAAAAAGAGUGGAAAAAUCAGCCAGUGCCACAGAACAAAGGUACUGUCAAUGAAUUAAUUUUUGAUUCACAAUAGGGCAGUGUCAUUUUUUUUUUAACCUUUUAAGAAUUGCACCAAUGAAACACUCCCUCCAUUUCUUCUGUGGUCCAACUAAAAAAUUGAAUGGUCAGAGGCAAAUGCAGACUUCUUAGAUUAUAGAACACUGCUACCUGUAGUGAGGUAGAAUAGGGGAAUUAAAAUCUCACUGAAUUGUGAUCCACACCAGUUUUUUUCUAAUAGAAAAAUGAGCACAGAAAGGAGGCUAUCAUGCCUGUGUCCCUGCUAGGAUCCUACCAAAGGCCAAUUUCCCUGCAUCCUUAAAUAUUCCAGCUGGGUCCCUAUAAUUUAAUCCUUGGGAGCAUUAAAUAUUAUCCUUGACCAAAUGACAUAUAUGUCAUUGCCCAAUGUGCCACAUUCUUUUUAGCUUUCUUAACUGUCCAUCUAAAUUAUUUUGCCAGUCAGUGGUUUCUGUGCCACUGAAAUCUUGGAGCAUCUCUUUUGCUCAUGAUCGUUCUCCACAAUAAUUUAUUCAGAAAUUGGAUAGAAAUAGGAGGGGAAGGGUUGCAAGAGAUUUUUUUUUAAAUUGCAGCCCAGCUGCCCCAAAUUAUUACCAAUGUCUGAACUUUAUUUGCUGUAUGCACUUAAUUUUAGCAAAGUUUCAGUCUGCAGAUGUACAGAACAAUUUCUGGGACAUUGCAAUGGGAAACUGUGCCUAAGGAAAAAUAAUCAGUUUGGUCUGACCUGUUAAAAUUUAAUAAGGUUCUGGUACAAGUGCACAGUGGUCUAACUUUGAUUAGCCUUUAAGAAAUUAGAGCUAACUUAAUGACUGUAAAAUAGUGAAAUGUUCAUUGUAGUUAUUUUGUAUGAUGACAGUUGAUUUAUGGGUGUGAAUUGUACUGUUCUUGCCUAUUCUCAUAAAAAAAUUGCUAAUUUGAAAAAAAAAUCUCAAGGCUUCUUUGCCGUUCGAGGUCAAUUAUUGUGGGGGAAAUGGCUGAACAAAUCUAUAACCAGUAAAGAACAGGUUUAUUCUUGCACAUUUGAGUUAACUAUUCUAGUGAAAGUAUACAAUAGUUGAUACAAUAGUUGACAUCCAAUGUGAUGUCCUUCUAGCAUAUAACCCAGUUCUGUAGGUGCUAUUUACAUACUGUCAUAGCAAAUAUCUUCCCAAGAGUUAGUUUUUAAAGAAUCCAUCAUCAUGGAAAAUGUUAUAUAGCAGUAAGUGCAGUGAUCUAAUAACUUUCAUAGUUCUCACAAAAGGUAAGAAAAGAAGUCAUUUCUUCCAAGUAGGGAUGCAGUAAAUCAAAAGCAAACUGCACUUGUAUGAAUAAGCUAAAAGGUUGAACCUUAUCAGUGGUCAUUGUUGCUGGAUUGAGAAAGGUUUGCCUUUUUGGCUGUUUUAAAUAACUAUUAUUGUUUCUCCUAGACUCCUUUGUAUUAAUCUGAUCAAAAGGACUGUUAAACAUUACUGGUUUUGACAGACAAUCUGCACGUCUUCACUU